Messenger RNA from Bicyclus anynana (squinting bush brown), 4380 nucleotides. Its product is annotated as queuine tRNA-ribosyltransferase accessory subunit 2. The record is from RefSeq and is a predicted model, not a curated record. The transcript is spliced from 7 exons. Gene Ontology annotation, molecular function: tRNA-guanosine(34) queuine transglycosylase activity. Lineage: Eukaryota; Metazoa; Arthropoda; Insecta; Lepidoptera; Nymphalidae. The coding region runs from base 113 to 1411 and encodes 432 amino acids.
UACGUUUCGGCACGUUUGUCGUUUACGCGGUCUUCUUUCUUCUUUAGUUUCAGAAUUACUUAAAUUAAUUAAUUAAGUAUUAAAUUAAUAAACUUGAUAAAACUGUAAAACAAUGCGAUUUUCAAUCAAACAAACAGGCUGCGGUAGCGAGCGUAUUGGUAACCUCACCGGUUUCCUUAAAUCACCCGGCGCUGAAAUCGAGACACCUACGACUGCAUUGUUCACUCAGGGAGGCAGCAUCGUGCAUUUAACAGCUGAAGUUUUGUCUCAAGUGUUCUCCAAUACGAAAUUACUAUGGCUACCACUUUCCAAUUCAAUACAUUUAGAAACUGGUGUGAAAGUACAAAAUGAUGGAGUGGCAAAGUUUGCUGGUUUGCAGGGACAUGCAACUUGUACUACAUUGCAUAGUUUGUCUGAGAGUACACCGAUGGGGCACUUUGAGCUUGAUAGAGUACCCUUGUGGACAAAAAAUGGGAAGAAAAUGAUUUCAGCUGAUAGAUAUAUGGAUGUAAUGGAAAUAUUCAAACCAGACAUAAUUUUGGCGAUUGCAGAUGGCCGCACAUCAAUAAAUGAAGGGGGCAAGCGUUUAUCCAAGUCAGUGGAAAGGAGUUAUACCAUGCUCAAAACUUGUGUGGACAGAUGUAAGACAUCGAAAGAGCUGCAGAACAGUUCUCUUGUUGGAGUUGUAGUAGGUUCUGGAAGUGAAAAGAAACUCGAUGAUAGUAUUAGUAAUACAUUGAAACAUGUGGAUAGUCUGACUGGGAUUGCUCUUCAAGGUAUUGUGGAUGGGACGGAAGAAACCAUGGACAUUGAUUCAGAAAUUUUGAAUAAGCUGUUAGAUAAAGUUGGAAAAGCAUUCCCAAAAGACUUGGUUCGCAUAUUUGAAGGACAUUGGAACCCCAGUGUAGUAUUAUCAGCUGUGGAACAGGGCUGGGACUUGUUUGAUGGGUCGUACCCUGUGAAGCUAACUAACAUGGGGGUUGCCUUGAAGUUGAACUUUGACAUUACCAAAGAUAAUGAUACAAUGUACCUGCUAGAUAUGAUUGAUGAAAGAUAUAAAGAAGAUUUCACUCCAAUUUUGGGAGGAUGUGAAUGUCUAGCGUGUAGAAAACAUACGCGUGCAUAUAUAAGACACUUGUUAAACACGCGAGAAAUGUUGGCCUCUGUGUUACUAAGCAUACAUAAUCUCCAUCACUUCGACCAAAUGUUCUGCCACGCUCGUCAACACAUCGCCUCAAAUACGUUUGCAGUAUUCAAGCAACACAUUACAAAGCAGUGUGAAAUGCUGAAGGACUUCGCACCAUAUCGAUAUAAGGCCCAAAAUGGACCCAAUGUACAGACAGAAAAGCCAAGCUCCAAAAAGAAAAAGCAAAGACUAGUGAGUGAAGUGAAAAGUAAUAAUGGUAGUUAAAUGUAUUGUAUUUAUAUAUGGAAAUGGAUAUAUAUGUUGUCCCAUAUCAAACAUUAUCUAUUGAAAGGAAAAUCUGAUGUAAAAAAGGCAAUAUGCAUGUAUUUUUGAUAUUAUUAAUUGAUUUCUGACUUAUCAGCUAUAAUUAAGUUAAAUCACCAAAAACGUUUUCUAAAAAACUAAAAUAAUGUAUAGCUUGGCAACUUCGUUAGUAACACUCCUGAUGUUCCGCGCCGGCCGGGGGGUGUGUAACGAUGAAUGAAAAACCCACGACUGAUGCACGUCACUUCCCCGCACUUACGAUUUUACACCUGCGCAGUCUAUCCCCCUGUCGCCCGCAUAUCAUGGGAGUGUUAUCAACGAACUUGCCAGACAUUUAAAACACCACCAUUUUAGCGCACCAUGAGGUGAACUAUGACGUCAAAAAUAACAAACACACUUUUUAAUUGUAAAUGUGGAAAAAUAUGUCACUUUUCGAACCAGAGCUGAUAUUUCUUUACUAUUAUUAAAUUAAUUAACAAAAGAAAAUAUCUGACCUUAAUUCAAAUAACAUGCAUAUUGACAAUUGAUUUAGAAUUUUUCGACUAUUCGAGAACCUGUAUUUUUUUUAAAUUAAACCUUUAGUUAAAUUAUUGUAUGUCUUGAGUGAUAUGUCAUCUCGUUAAACGGUCACUUUGUGACAAAAAAACAAACAUUUAAAGAAACUUCACACAGGCACACAUUGCUUUUUAAUAUUAAAAUUUGUCAUUGUAUUUGUUUUCCGUACUGUCUCUUAGACUGUCACUGUCUCUUAGAUUUAAAAUUAUAAACAGUAAUAAGUAGAUUUUGUUUGUUCGAACGAAUUUUGAAUUCUAGCGGGACUAAAAAACUGCCUAUCUUUACAUAUUAUAUAUGUGUAUAUAUUUGAAUCUAUUUGUGUAAGUAUACUCUAUAUAGAUAGAUUAGAAGUAUUGUAGAAUUUACUACCUAAUUUAUGAUACCUACUGUACCAGUAAUUUUUUUAUUUGUAUAUUGUGUUAGAAGUGUUAGAACAUACCGAUAGCGUUAUUUAUUUGUAGCUAAGUAUUAAUUUAUUAUUAUUUAUAUUUCUACUUGUCGUUUAGAAUGUUUUUAAAAUUCCACUGUUCAUUCUAAAUGAAAUCGUGAUAUAAGCAGAAUGUUGAUUUGAGUUGGUGCAUAAAAUUAAUAAUUUUCUUGAUUAUUAUGAACAUAAUGGUGAUAAUCGUAUAUGGAUUAUCUCCAUUAAUUAUUAAUUAAUAUUAUAAAUUCGAAAGUUAGUCUGUCUGUCUGUCGUCUUUCACAGCUAAACCACUAUUCCAAUGUUGAUGAAAUUCGAUAUAGAGAUAAAUUGGACCUUGGGGUAGAACAUAGGUAUACUUUUUACCCCCGAAAAUUCCAUGGUUCCCGGGAUUUGUAAAAACAGAAUUUCACGCGAACGACGUCGCGGGUAUCUUUGUAAAGGACUAGCAGAACCGUGAGGUUUCGCCCAUUUAGUUCCCAUUGCCGUGGAAAUACGGGGGUCAAAUAUAGCCUUAUUUUAUUCACUGAUAAUGUAGCUUUCCGUUGAUGAAAAUAUUUUUUUAUAGCCCAGUAGCUUCAGAACCGAAUACCGUAUUCGUAUUUUCGAACAAACGAAGAUUCAAAUUACCUCUUUAUAAUAUCAGUAUAGAUCGAGUUCACUAUCUUUAACUAGAAUUCUUACUUGAUACAGUAAAAAAUAUUCACAUAUUACUCAAUAGUUUUCUAAAAGUUAUGAUUGGCUUAAUUUCAAAUUGUUUAGAUUGGCGAAGCCUUCAACUUCAUUGUAUUGCAUUAGUAAAGUAAAAAGAAAUGGAUUUUAUUAGUUGUUUUUUUUAUAAUUUAAUUUAAUUAUUUAUUAGUUUUAGUUUAUCGUUAGUAUUAAGUGCUGUGAAGAACCAAAAUUAAUCAUUUUGAACCAAUAAUUAGUACAACAAACCUACCUAAUAUUCUGUUAUAAGUUUUCGCAUAAUAUGAUUGUGUUAGUGUAUAAGUUUAAAUAUAAUAUUGUGUGUGUGUGGUAGCAUAUAAGUAAUUUUUUUUUAAAAGUAAUUGAGUAAAAAAAACUUAUGAAUUUUCGAAAAAUAAGCAUUUUAUGUGGAAAUCAUAUAUACUCCGCGCCACGAAAGAAGUCCCGCGGCUAAAACCUGAACUAAAAUUGACAGCGCCUUACACAAAUGACAAUACGACCGCCAUUACCAAAUAACGAAGAACCAAUGGACGCUGGGGUCCCAAGGUGCUGGAAAGACGACCCCGCACUAAAAAGCGCAGUGUUGGUCGACCCCCUACCAGGCAACAAGCGAGUCGCAGGGAUUCGCUGGAUGCAGGCGGCUCAGGAUCGUGAUGUUUGGAAGUCCCUACAAAAGGCCUAUGUCUUGCAGUGGGCGUCCAUUGGCUGAUUUGAUGAUGAUAAAGCUUAACACCUAUGCCUGAGGUUGAUGGUUUGCACAAUAUAGGAUGUUUCACUAUAGCUUGGCAACUUCGUUCGUAACACUCCCAAUGUUGCGCGCGGGGUGGGCAGCGUGUAGCGAUGAAUGAAAAACCCACGACUGGUGCUCGUCACUUCUCCGCACGCACUAUUUCACACCCGCACAGUCUUUCCGCCCGUCGCCCGCAUAUCAUGGGAGCCUUAUCAACGAUCUUGCCAGGCUAUAAUAUGCACUGUGCAGUUAUACUUUGUGAAAUUUUCCAUCUAACAUCAGGUGGGACGGUGUACUUAAUCCCUCAACUAUCACUAUAUAAAGUGAAUACAUAAAGACAUACAGAUUACAAAUCAAACAAAAAUUUCGAUGAUGCAUUUUCAGUGUGUUAACAUUACAAUUGUUUAAAGUUAUUUAACUUAGUUAUCUAAUAUUUAACUAAGUUACAUAACUUGAAAAAAUUCAACUUCAAUAUGCAUACAUAUAAGACUUUAAUGUUACCUAUGUGAUAGGUAAAUAAAUUUAUUAUAACUG